Messenger RNA from Fusarium subglutinans, 2043 nucleotides. RefSeq names its product DUR3-urea permease. Gene Ontology annotation, molecular function: urea transmembrane transporter activity. Gene Ontology annotation, cellular component: plasma membrane. Bases 1 to 2043 code for a protein of 680 amino acids. The transcript is spliced from 5 exons. Gene Ontology annotation, biological process: urea transmembrane transport. NCBI's taxonomy places the organism in Eukaryota, Fungi, Ascomycota, Sordariomycetes, Hypocreales, Nectriaceae. The record is from RefSeq and is a predicted model, not a curated record.
AUGUCGCUUCACGUUCGAGCAGACGCAAGCGAGAAUGGCAUUGAGCCUCCGCUUUCUCAAGCCGUCGGCUAUGUCGUCGUUAUCGCGAUUGGAUUCCUUAUCGCGUUUAUCAUGAUGUUUUUGACGCAUAUCUUGAAGAAGACUGUUGGUGAAGAUAACAGGACGACAGAGAUGUUCAUGACAGCCAAUCGAAGUGUUGGCACCGGUUUGACUUCGUCUGCUGUUAUUUCAUCGUGGCUUUGGAGUACUGCUAUGCUUGGAAGUACUCUUGUUGGAUACAACUUUGGUGUUGCUGGGCCGUUCUGGUUUGCAGCUGGAUGCUCGCCCAUGAUCGUCUUCUUCGCUCUACUUGGCAUCUCUUGUAAACUCAGAGUACCCGAAGCGCAUACACUGCUCGAGAUUGUCCGUAUACGAUAUGGAACUUCGGGUCAUAUUGUUUGGAUUGGUCUUUGCCUCAUCAACAACAUCAUCGCUAUCGCAAACAUGUUGUUGGGUGCAAGUGCUGCUAUAUCCGCGCUAUCCGGCAUUCAUAUCAUCGCCGCUACCUUCUUGUUACCCGUUGGCGUGGUGCUAUAUACCUUCGUCGGCGGCAUCAAAGCGACCUUCCUGACUGAUUACUUCCAUACCUUUGUCAUUACGAUCAUCAUAUGUUUCUUCACCAUCAAGGCAUUCCUUGUCCCCGAGAUUGGAUCACCUGGCGGUCUCUAUGAUCUGAUCGUUCAGGUUGGAAAAGACCAUCCCGUUGCUGGUAACCAUGAUGGAUCUUUCUUGACAAUGACUAGCAAAGACGCUAUAUACUUUGGUAUCAUCCACGUUCUGGCCAACUUUGGUUUGGUCAUCAUGGACACUGGCUUCUUCGCCAAAGCCUUCAGUGCUGCACCUCAGGCUGUUGUCCCAGGGUACAUCAUUGGCGGCAUCGCCUAUUUUGCCAUCCCCUGGUGUCUCGGCACCUUGAUGAGUUUUUCUGCUCUCGCCCUUGAGGAUACCCCACGAUUCCCUACAUACCCUCGUCGCAUGUCUUCAGUGGAGAUCUCGAACGGUCUCGUGCUGCCCUAUGCCGCGAUCGCAAUCGCCGGCAAAGGCGGUGCUGCUGCCGUUUUGUUGAUCACCUUCAUGGCGGUCACUUCAACCAUCAGUGCCCAAGUCAUCUCCGUGUCAUCUAUCAUCAGCUUCGACAUCUAUCGCCAGUACUUCAACCGUGGUGCAACUGAUCGUGACGCCAUUCGGUGGAGCCAUAUCGGCGUCGUCUUCUUCGGCCUGUUCUCUGCUGCCUUCUCGACUGCUCUAUACUACGGCAAAGUAGAUCUCGGAUGGACUCUCUACAUGCUGGGUGUUUUGACAUGCCCUGGCAUCUUCCCAACCGUCUUCACGAUCUUGUGGAGAAAACAGUCAAAGAUUGCUGCUAUCGUCUCACCUCUGCUAGGCAUGGCGACUGGCAUCGCUGUUUGGCUUGGCUCAGCGUCGUCACUGUACGGUGAAGUCACAGUUGCAUCCACUGGAAAGUCUCUCCCAUGCGUUUACGGAACUGUCGCUUCGGCUUUGAGCCCAGCUCUUUACUCAGUCGUGAUCUCGCUCAUCAAGCCUGCCAACUACCAAUGGGCUGAUUUCAGAAACGAGCGUCUUGCGUUCGACCAGGUUGGUUCAACGAAGGAAGAGGUGAGAACGCACGAAGAAAAGGUGACGAGCUACACCGCCGAUAAGGCCAAGCUCAAGCAUUGGGGGACUCUUGCGGCGAUUUGGUCUGCGGUUACAUUCUUGGGGCAUUGGGUUCUUUGGCCACUUCCGAUGUACGCAGCCAAGUACGUCUUCGGAAAGACAUUCUUCGUCGCUUGGAUUGUAAUUGCCAUCAUUUGGGUAUGGGGGACCAUGUUCGUCGCAGGCUUCUACCCCAUCAUUGAUGGUUGGCCUCAAUUGAAGACAGUUUAUCGGGGCUUGAGGGGCCAUGGCCCAGUUGAAGGUGAACCCGAAGAAGUCCAGAAUGCCCAAAGUGAUUCCUCCAUUACGGAGAGGGAUGAGAAGGGGAACCAAGGGGUCCUGGCAUGA